This is a messenger RNA of Hyla sarda, 3635 nucleotides long. RefSeq names its product solute carrier family 23 member 2 (gene SLC23A2). Gene Ontology annotation, cellular component: membrane. Gene Ontology annotation, molecular function: transmembrane transporter activity. Bases 356 to 2302 code for a protein of 648 amino acids. The transcript is spliced from 16 exons. Gene Ontology annotation, biological process: transmembrane transport; L-ascorbic acid metabolic process. Lineage: Eukaryota; Metazoa; Chordata; Amphibia; Anura; Hylidae. The record is from RefSeq and is a predicted model, not a curated record.
GGCGUGGUUGGCUGUGAUCUGUCAGUGUCGCUGUGGUUGAGAGUACGGGUUCCGCCUCCAUCCCCUGGCACCUCAUACCGCUACCGCCGCUGCCACCGCUCCUCCUCACAGGGGCUGGCAGACAAAGCCCAGGGAUACGGGCCGCUGCAGACAGUCGCCAUUGUGAUCCGGUGAUGGCAGGUAUCGCUGAAGACCGUCCCUUCAAGUUGUGUCAGUCCGGAUGCUCAGGGGGGCCAAGUCAUUUCUCUGACCCCUGAGGUCACACAUCUCCUUAACACAGGAAGACUGCAUUGUCCCGAACUCCCCUCAAGCCAGGCGUAGCCAAGGCUAGACAGAAGUGGGCACUGCUCCAGCGAUGGGCAUUGGUCGGAAUCCCUCAUCUAAGGCAAUGGAAUCCACAAACUCAAACGAUGGGAAGUACGAGGAGGAGGCAAAACACACAGCCUUUUUCACUCUCCCGGUGGUGAUAAAUGGAGGAGCCACACCCAGCGUGGAUCAAGAUACAGAAGAUACAGAACUAAUGGCGAUUUAUACCACUGAAAGUGUGAUCGCGGAGAAGAGCUCUUUGGCAGAGUCCCUGGAUAGUACUGGAAGCUUAGACCGUCAGCGGAUGGACAUGAUCUACACGGUGGAGGAUGUUCCUCCCUGGUACCUGUGCAUCUUCCUAGGCUUGCAGCACUACCUGACCUGUUUCAGUGGGACAGUAGCCGUGCCGUUCCUGCUUGUAGAAGCCAUGUGCGUUGGCUUUGACCAAUGGGCCACCAGUCAACUGAUCGGGACCAUUUUCUUUUGUGUCGGAAUCACUACUUUACUUCAGACAACUUUUGGGUGCAGGUUACCCUUGUUCCAGGCAAGUGCAUUUGCUUUCCUUGCUCCAGCCCGUGCCAUCCUAUCCCUUGAGAAGUGGAAAUGUAAUACUACAGAUAUAUCUUUUUCUAAUGGAACUGAGCUGCUUCACACAGAACACAUAUGGUACCCAAGGAUACGUGAGAUACAAGGAGCUAUUAUCAUGUCCUCACUUAUAGAAGUGGUCAUCGGCUUCCUUGGUCUUCCUGGAGCCCUGCUGAGAUACAUAGGACCGCUGACCAUAACUCCCACUGUGUCUCUUAUUGGUCUAUCUGGGUUCCAGGCUGCCGGGGAGAGAGCCGGCAAACACUGGGGUAUUGCUAUGCUCACCAUUUUCUUGGUCCUUCUCUUCUCUCAAUACGCCAGAAAUGUCAAGUUGCCUCUUCCCAUAUACAAAUCUAAGAAGGGAUGGACGGCCUACAAGUUCCAACUAUUUAAAAUGUUUCCCAUCAUCAUGGCCAUCCUUGUUUCCUGGCUGCUCUGCUUCAUCUUUACAGUGACUGAUGUUUUCCCACGAGAUACUAGCAAGUAUGGGUAUUAUGCCCGCACUGAUGCCAGGCAAGGGGUUUUGGCAGUUGCCCCUUGGUUUAAAGUUCCCUACCCAUUUCAAUGGGGUCUCCCUACAGUGUCUGCUGCUGGGGUCAUUGGAAUGCUGAGUGCUGUAGUAGCAAGUAUUAUUGAGUCUAUUGGCGACUACUAUGCCUGUGCCCGGCUGUCGUGUGCUCCGCCUCCUCCAAUACAUGCCAUUAAUAGGGGGAUUUUCAUAGAAGGCCUCUCUUGUGUGCUGGAUGGGAUGUUCGGUACGGGAAAUGGAUCGACGUCGUCCAGUCCUAACAUUGGUGUUCUGGGAAUAACCAAGGUUGCCAGUCGCAGAGUUAUUCAGUAUGGUGCUGCCUUCAUGCUGCUGCUGGGCAUGAUCGGGAAAUUUAGUGCCCUCUUUGCCUCUCUGCCUGAUCCAGUCCUUGGCGCUCUGUUCUGUACACUAUUUGGUAUGAUCACGGCGGUCGGACUCUCCAAUCUUCAGUUUGUGGAUUUAAACUCGUCCAGAAAUCUUUUUGUUUUAGGUUUCUCUAUUUUCUUUGGGCUUAUGCUUCCCAGUUACCUAAAGCAGAAUCCACUGGUAACGGGUAUUGCGGAGAUUGAUCAAGUAUUAAAUGUGCUGCUUACAACAGCCAUGUUUGUGGGGGGCUGCGUGGCUUUCAUUCUGGAUAACACUAUUCCUGGCACACCUGAAGAAAGGGGAAUCCGGAAAUGGAAGCGAGGGUUGGGAAAAAGCGGUUCUGCUGGUGAAGGCAAGGAUUCUUAUGACCUGCCAUUCAUUAUGGACUUCCUCCGGAAGUACAAAUUCUUCAGUUACCUUCCUAUCAGUCCCACGUUUGCAGGAUACCAGUGGAAGGCUCUCAAGAAGAACAGCAAGUGUCGGAGAGCGGAGGAGGAAUCCAAGCCCACUGUAUAACCCCGGCCUCCGGAUCGAGUUUUGUCCUACAGUAAUACGUCUCUUCAAUCUCUUGCCAGAUUUACCAGGCCUUGAACCAGUUUUGUGUAUUAUACUCUGUAUAUUGACAUAGAAAAAUUCCAGAGCUGAGACUUGGGGGUAUAUUGUAGCUUAAGCCUUUGACCUCCAGGUUGAUUUUGUGCCUCUUUUUGCUGUAUUUUUAUCUAAUUCCUCUUUCCUGCUUUUAUAACCCCUCCCUCCCUUUGGUACUCUUAAAAGCAAUAUGUCCUGCCUGACCUAGUCACCCCUCACCCCACUUAUCCCUUUCUCUGUGCAUGGCCGACUUUCUGGUAUAUCAGUGGUUAAAUUGACACUGGCUGUUAAACGGGUACCAUGCCAGCUAUAGGCACGUUUCGGUUGUGGCCCCUUCUGUCUCAGCUUUGAAAUAUUUCAAUGAUCUUGGUCCCUAGUUUCUGCCAGUCCCCUCGAAGCCCAAGGUGCAAUGUUGAACAUAAGGAUUGUCCUUCCUAUCAUCCCAUCUUUCUAGCAGAAGACUAAAGCAGAGGGGGCUGGUCUGAUUAUUCCUUUCCAUGUAGGCCAGUAUGCCCACUAGGUGGUGCUUACUUCUGACCAUCAGCCAUGCAGAUGGAGAUGACUUUGAAGUAUAUGUACAUUUAUUUAUGUUGUCAUUUGCACAGCCAUCUUACUUUGCAUAUCGAUUAUUUGGUUUACUGGUGCAGAAAAUUUCUUUGCAAAUACUUAUAUUUAUUUUAAAUUUUUUUUUUAUUAUUAUUGGUAUUUAUUGGAUUCCAUUUGCCUUAAUGAUAUUUCAAUGAUUUCAUGGAUUUUUCAGGAUUUUUAAGUUCCAAAAUUUGCGAAAACCUUUGGAAUCCAUAGUACAUAUCUGUACAGUUAAUACGAUAGCCAGUGAAAUUCUAGUUAUGUUCAGUCCCAUUCCUGUCCAGCAUGGGAUAUUGUUCCUAAAGUGUACAUGUUACUCACAUGUAAUGGAAGCGGCCAUAUUGGCCGAAUAUUCGUAUUGAACAGUAUGUGAGGACCAGGUGAUAUCACUGAAGCUGUAAGACUUGUUCACACGGAGCGCUGCAUUACGGUAAAAAAUUUGAUGCAUUCAAAUGCAAGUCUUUGGAAUUGCAUUUUCCCCAAUUUAAUGUUAUAUUAUUAAAAAUGAGGCAAAUACGGUAAUUAAGAAUUUGAAGCUUCAGGUUUGCCAUCUACCCUGAUGGUGAUAUGAUACAGGUUGGACUUAAAAGGGUACUCCGGUGGAAAACUUUUUUUUUUCUAUUUCAACUGGUGCCAGAAAGUUAAACAGACUUGUAAAUUACUUCUAUUAAAA